Messenger RNA from Chelonia mydas (Green sea turtle), 10090 nucleotides. RefSeq names its product biotinidase (gene BTD). The record is from RefSeq and is a predicted model, not a curated record. Gene Ontology annotation, molecular function: hydrolase activity, acting on carbon-nitrogen (but not peptide) bonds, in linear amides. The transcript is spliced from 4 exons. Bases 172 to 1725 code for a protein of 517 amino acids. NCBI's taxonomy places the organism in Eukaryota, Metazoa, Chordata, Testudines, Cheloniidae.
CCCCCCCCCGCUUUCCUCUCACUCAUUCAAAGCAAACAGUAGCUGUGUUGUUUUGAUAAGCAGCCCCUGAAACAGAGCUUUGAAUGGCAUCCGCAGUUCACAACAAAACAAGAGAGGAUGCGUCAGUUAAAAGGAUUAUUGGGAGUUUCCUGAGAUUUAUGGACAAAAGUCAUGUUGGAAGCCUGCUGUACAGUUUUUCUUUUCCUUUUCUGCUAUCAAGAUGCCUCAGCAGAAGUUCACAGAGAAGGACAUUAUGUUGCUGCUGUGUACGAACAUCGACCCAGACUGAGUCCUAACCCAGCAACCCUAACUGAUCGACGCUCUGCAUUAGAGUUGAUGAGCAGAAACCUAUAUAUAUAUGAAGAGCAAGUAACAGCUGCAGCCAAACAGGGUGCACAGAUCAUUGUAUUUCCUGAAGAUGGAAUCCAUGGCUUCAACUUCACCAGAGAGAGCAUUUACCCUUAUUUGGAGUUUGUUCCAUCUCCCCAGUCUGUGAAAUGGAAUCCAUGCAGAGAGCCGCAUCUGUUCAGCGAUACAGAGGUUCUUCAGCGACUGAGCUGCAUGGCACUGAGGAGCAAAAUGUUCCUAGUGGCAAACAUAGGAGCUAAGCAGCCCUGCGAGUAUAAGGAUCCUCUCUGCCCACCUGAUGGGAGAUACCAGUUUAAUACUGAUGUGGUAUUCAACGCCAAUGGUACUCUGGUAGCCAGAUACCGCAAACAAAACCUGUAUUUUGAAUAUGCUUUCAAUACACCUCCAGAGGUUGAUCACGUGCUUUUUGAUACACCUUUUGCUGGCAAGUUUGGCAUGUUCACUUGCUUUGAUAUACUCUUCUAUGAGCCUGCUGUAAGCCUGGUCAAGAAAUACAAUGUGAAGCAGGUUGUGUAUCCAACUGCAUGGAUGAACCAGCUCCCACUCCUGUCUGCUGUAGAAUUUCAACGAGCUUUUGCAACUGCUUUUAAUAUAAAUGUUUUGGCAGCUAAUAUCCACCACCCUGCACUAGGUAUGACAGGUAGUGGCAUAUACACCCCAUUAAAGUCUUUCAUUUACCAUGAUAUGGAAAGUCAUGGUGGGAAGCUUAUAGUAGCAGAGAUCUCUGUGAUGACACCAGAGCAUGAAUCCCAUCUGGAGAGCAAUGCAAAACCUGGAAAGAGCAUUGAAUACCCCCACAACAGUUUUGCAAGCCUUCACAUCGAUGAUCAGGUUUGCAAUAAGAAGGAACAAGAGGCCCACUGCUGGGUAGCAGAAAAAGACAAAGAAGAGGCCCCUCUGAUAUUUUACAGGGAGAUGAUGUAUGACAAUUUCACUUUGGUUCCUGUAAGGGGAACUAAAGGGGAGCUCCAGGUUUGUGCUAACACCCUCUGUUGUUAUUUAAGUUACCAGAGACCUACUAUAUCUGAUGAAUUGUAUGCUUUGGGUGUCUUUGAUGGGCUUCAUACAGUCCAUGGCACAUUCUAUGUUCAGGUUUGUGCCUUAGUGAAGUGUGGUGGCCUCAGUUAUAGCACCUGUGGGCAGGAGGUCACAGAUGCCACUGCUUUGAUAGAUUUUCAGCUGGGGGGAAAUUUUAGUACUUCCUAUAUCUUUCCUUUACUGCUGAUGUCUGGUAUUAAUGUAGACUUCACUGAUCACUUGGGUUGGAAAAACAACUACUAUUUCAUGAGUAAAAGUGGACCGUCCUCUGGUUUAGUGACAGCUGCUUUGUAUGGACGAUGGUACGAGAGAGACUAGUGCAGAUUUGACCAGAAAUCAAGCUAGGCUCCUAAAAUAGAUGGCCUUCUUUUCAGAGGUGCUGAACACCCACACCUUUUAGGACUUCAAUUAUGUAUGCUUAGAACAUGACUAUUAGACUUCCAAGUUUGAAAAUAUUGACCAAAGUGCUUUAUCCAACAAAUAGGUCACAAUCCAUGGUCUGUACCUUGCUAAUAUUUCAACUACCAGCAGCAAUAAAACCACCUUAUCCCUCAGGAAAAAAGGGUUAGCGUAAAGUGUGACAAGAUGUUUUAUGUUAUGAAAAUAUAGUACUCAGUUGGACUCCAUGCUCUGUUUUUAAUCUUAAAAGGUGAUAAAGAGGCAACUGUAAGUAAUUCUUUAGGACCCCUUUAUGUGUAUCUUAAAAUCUGAAUAUUCAGUUAUAAAAUAGUUUCCUACUUAGACUUUUGCUUUUGUCAUUAAUAUUGAUCAUUCUACCUCUGGAUUAAAAAAAACACUGCUAUUCCUAUUUUAACUUCUGCAUAGAUUAUUGAUGAGAUCAAUCUAGAUGAAGAUGACUAAUAAAAAUAUGCCCUAAGCAUGAUGCAUAUGAAGUAAACCUGGUUAUAAAAAGCAACUGCUCUAGAUUUCUUAAUGUUUGCUGAUGGAUACUGCAGCAUUUAAGUUGCAUUGUCUAUCAAAUAUAAAAAGUAAUAGCUGUCACUCAAUCAAGUACGACUACGACUGAAAAUCAGUUUCCACAUGUAGGGUUCAGGAAACAUACCAGGGCACUUAGUGUCUACGUUCCCUCCUAUGUCGGCCAAGUUGGCACAACAAUAAUCCGUUGCACGCUCUGCUUCCUUCAUAGCUGAGUGCCAAACUCGCCUGUCAUGGGUCGUAUCCUCUCAGGUCAUUAAGCUCAGUCCAGCAGACUGUGUGCCACUUGAUGCAAUCCUUGUAGUGGAGUUUGGGACGGCCAGCCUUCCUACUACCUAUUUUAAAUUCACAGUACAGAACUCUCUUAGGCAGUCAGUUUGCUUCCACGCUGGCAUGGCUUCCAAGCUUAGCAUGGUUGUCAUACGUAGUACUUCAUUGUUGGUGAUUUUAUCAGACCAUUUGAUUCCCAUUAUGCUGCAUAGGUGACACGUUGCAGGCAGUUACGUUUUUGGAUAUGGCAACGAGUCUCUAACGAAUAUAGAAGACAAGGGAGCACAACAGCGCUGUAAACUUGGCACUUUGUGGACACUUUGACCCUUUCGGCCCCGCGCGCCCACUUUCCCCCCCCCAUCUUGUCCAAAGUCUUUUUUGUAGAUGACUGAAAGCUGAGGCAGUUGAGUUUAAGUGUGCUGAAAGUUCUUUAUCAAUGCUGGUGUCAUUGGUAACCGUGCUACCUAGGUAGCAGAAGGACUUGACGUUGUUUAAUUGGCAGCCAUUCAAUUUUAUGUCUGUUAGUGAUGGAAGUAAUGGGUUUCUGCUAGGAGAUGGUUGAUACAGGAUUUCUGUUUUCUUUACAUUAGUACAAAGGCCAUAAAGGAAUAAAGCAUGGGCAAAGGAAUUCAGCAAAUGUUGUAGGUCAUUUUCAGAAAGGGCAACAAAUGCUGAGUCAUCUGCAUACAGUAGAUCCUUUAUUUUACUUUGCUGGGAUUUGCUUUUAGCCUCAUUUGGUGGAGGUUUAGAAGUCUGCCACUAAAUCAUGUUGUUAAAGUGACACCUGUAGUGGUAAAUACGUGCAGUGACUUCUAGUACUCCAACCAAGAACAAAGUAAAUAACGUAGGGGAAAGAUCACAGCCUUGUUUAACCCCAUGGGCUACAGAAAGGGAUCAGAUGAGUCAGCACCCACUGAUACAGGGGCCGGCAUAUUGUCAUGGAAGCAGCAUAUGAGGUUGAUUAGUUUGUCCGGUCAGCCAAACUUUGCGAGAAGGCACCAGACAGCAGAGGUCGACAAAGGCAGUGUACAGGGGCAUUAUUUGUUCAGCAGCUUUCUUCUGUAACUGGUGUAGGGUAAAUAUCACAUUGGCAGUGCUGUGUGACAAAUGAAAAUCACACUGGGAUUCAGGGAGUACAUCAUCUGCAAGAACCUGAAGCCUUUUCAGCAACUUACCAAGGAUCUUACCAGCGUUGGAGAGGACUGAAGUGCCACAAUAAUUGCCACAAUGUCUGUCUGUCCCCUUUAUGCUUGUAGAUUGUAACUAUUUUGGCAUCUUAGAAAUCCUGGGUUAAAACCACUUUUUCCCAGCAGAAAGUAAAUAAGUCUAGGAAAGCUUUGUGGAGUGUAGGACUAAUUUGUUUCAGCAUGCCAGCUGGGAUUUCACCAGCUCCAGCUGCCUUUGCUAUUUCCAUAAGUGCAUUUUUAGUCUCCUCCAAAGUUGGUGGAUAUUCCAAUUCAAAUCAAACUGGUCUUUGCUUGAUUGAGCAUACUAUUUGAUCAUUUGCACUCUACUCACAAUUGAGGAGAGUCACAAAAUGUUCUUUACAUCUUUUUAGUAUCAUACUGUGCUCAGUCAAGAGGGUACAUUUUAAAAGCAAAAACUGUUAACUACAGCGUCCAGAACACACCACUAUGUUCCCAUUCACUGACCUUCGCAUUCUCAUUAGUUUUGUCCCCCCUCCCACUUUCAGGUCUGUUUGGUUCAGUUCCUCUCCCACAGGCUUUUGGCUGUUUAGCAGCAGGGAGCUUCUUUGUCUACAUGUUUCAGAGUAACAGCCGUGUUAUUCUGUAUUCGCAAAAAGAAAAGGAGUACUUGUGGCACCUUAGAGACUAACCAAUUUAUUUGAGCAUGAGCUUUCGUGAGCUACAGCUCACUUCAUCGGAUUCAUCAUGGUGCCACAAGUACUCCUUUUCUUUUUGUCUACACGAUGGCCUUGAGUGGCAGUUUCGCCCCUUAUCUUCAAGCCUAGCUGAAUCCUCGAGUUAACCCAUUCCUUUCUUUCUCCCUCCCUCUUCGGCCUUUUGCAGCCUGCAAAGGAAUCUUCCACUCCACACUCACACCUUUCACGCUUCCCAAAAUGCUUUGCAAUGCCUGCAACAGCAUUAGCAACGUACAAUGCUGAUCUGCCUCCCCAGGGGACUCCCUGAGGGAGGGGGCCAUUGGGUUGUGACUUCAUUUCUGUUAUAGUGGAAUGGUUGACCUGCAGAUUUGGUCUGAUGGAUGCUGGUGCAGUAGCGUGAUGGUUGCUCACUUUAUCUUUAUUAAAUAACUGCAUAUUGAGUGGCUAAGGAGAUGGAUGGCACACACAAGUCUAACAAGAGACUAGUGAUUCCCAGACUUGAUUUGGUCAUAUCAAAGAAGUACUGAGAUGUGUGUGCUCACUCAAGGAGAGCUGAAUACCUGGUGCCACUUGAUUCUCAUUUUAUUAGCGAGCAUAGGACAAGCCAUCUGGAUUUUGGCUAGAUAUAUGCUAGCACUAGCAUGGAAAGUAAAGCAUGUACAUGUAUUGGAGGAAUUAGAGAGGAUGAAUGAGGAUCCUACACUUUGAAGGACUCCAUGUCAGGGUUUCAAAAAGGGUGAUGGUCUCAAGAAAAAUGUGAGUUUGCAUCUGACUCUUUGCACAUCUCUGUGGUAAUUAUGUGGAAUCCUUUACUCCCCAAUCUCUUGCAGUCUCCUUCAGGCUAUACGCACAGAGAUCCAGUACAGUAUAGAUGACAGCUACACAACAGAAUUGUUUUUCCUGUAACUAUUUCCUGUAACAUCUAUAUGCCAUGUAAGUGUCUACCUCAUUAGAUGUAACAUGGGUUAUUUAAAAAAAGCUCUUACACCAAGCAUUUGUUUAACAUGCUCAGAAAUGAGAAAUAAGGUAAAAGCCACAUCCUUUUGUGCUUCCUAAACCAUAGCCAGAUGCUGAGUAAGCACAGCUGUUUGUGUAGAACACAGGAACAGUUUAUGCUGUAAGGAUGAAAUCUAAAAAGAGAAUGAAUGUUGGGAGAAUCCCAGCCUUAAGGGCUAAAAAACCAGUAACUUUGAAUCAAGUCUUCUUUUUGGCCUGAGAUAAAGUGUGUUUCCUCAAAUCACACAUUUCAUAUCUAAUUUCACCUGAUGCAGUCAAGUAUCAGCACAAUCAUACUACUAUUUUAGCUCAGUUAAUAAUAGUGUUGCCCACUUAGUGUCUUUCUAUCCAAUAAUUUCAGAACACUUUACAAACACUGAAUUAAGUCUCAGCACCCAUGUUAGGUAGGUAAGUAGCGUUAUACCCACUUGAGAAACUUGACACACAAGGUAUUACGUAAGUUGUCUUAAGGCCUUGACUUUGCUGCUUAAAAAGGGUACUUUUUUACCUCAGGAUAAUUAACACACACACAUGAGGUAUCCCAAGGUUAAAAAAAAAUUACAGUGAAGACCAGGCACUUUAGUUUCAUUGCAAGAUAAACAGCCCUAUGUGCCCUACACGCAUUGAUCUUUGUGAGUUUACCUCAUAGUAAAAUUCAAGUGCCUGGUCUUCACUAUGUUUUAAACUCAGGGUAACUUACAUAUGUUAGUUACCGUGAGGUAAAGAAUGUACCUUUUUAGUAAUGAAGACAAGGCAGAAGAUCAUAUAGCAUUGUACGUGAUAGACAUGGGAAGAACCAGUAGUCCACUUGGAACUCUCCCAGUCCCACUGUUCUAAUCACUAAAAGAUUCAUCUCCCUCUCAGUAAGUUUCUGUUGUCACCUAAACUGAACUGGGCAGACAAUAGAGACUCUAGUGCCAGCAGCAUGCAGAUGAGACACAGCUCUACUAUUCUUUACUGCAUAGGAGAAUACCACUACCAUCAAGAUGGUCCAGUGCUUGGACAGGAUCAACUCACAGGAUGAAGAACAGCUGGUUGAAGCUGAACCUAAGCAUAACAGAGGUUAUCCUGGUGGACAUAGGAAAGUAUUCUGAAGAGUCUGCAGCUUGGUUUAAUCUCCUUUGGUUGAAGAUACACACCCAUGAUGGUGAAUUCAAUCCAUAGUUUAGGAGCGCUCCCAGAUUCCUCCCUGAUGCUAAGCUCUCACAUAUAGCAGCAUCCUCAAAUAACGCUUUCUACGAUCUCUGGUUGGCUGAGACACUCCAUCCCAUCCUGGCAGUUGAUGACCUGGCUUCAGUUAUUCAUGCCUGUCACUUCUUGCUUGGAUUACAGCAGUGCGAUAUACCUGGCCAUGAAGCCUUCAGUGCUUAGGAAACACCAACUAGAAUAGGAAGCUGCAGUGCAUCCCCCCCAGCAACACAGGUAUAGCCAUAUCAAAUCUAUCCUCCCCUCCGUAUUCUGGCUUCUUAUAGAAUAUUGCAUCAAGUUCAAUGUCUCGAUCCUUCAAGUAUCAGAGGGGUAGCAGUGUUGCAUCCAACAAAGUGGGUAUUCACCCACGAAAGCUUAUGCUUCAGUACGUCUGUUAGUCUAUAAGGUGCCACAGGACUCUUUCCCACUUUUAUCGAUCCUUCAAGGCACUCCAUGACCUGGGCCCAGGGUAUCUAAAAGACAGACCAAAUCCCUAGGAUGAAGAGCAUGGUCAGCAACUCUGUGCUCCUGGCUCAAUGGAACUCUCUAUGGUAUAGGUAAAGCUCAGUUGUACAGGAGAUGGAACUUCCUCAGGGGUCAGCACAAGACUAAUGAACUCCCCCAGGAACUAAGGACUAUCAAAAACCUCACCACCUUCUGCUCCAAGUAGAAGUCCCAUUUCUUUCGCUUUGCCUUCUCUAACAAACAUAUAACAGUUUGUGGGCAUUUGUGUGUAUUUUAUAUUAAUUUAUUACCAUUAUAAAUUUCAAAAUAAAACACUCCAUCUAUAUGCACACAAAUCCCCAUGGGAGAGGAUGAGACAGAUGUUAGUCACGAUGCUUCAUAUACUACAGUGACGAGCACAGCAUAGGAACUUAUAUAGAAAAGAACCAAAUCUGUAACAUUCCUUAGUAUAAUGGAAAAUAAACUCUGAUAUGCUGUACAAUGAACCAUGCUAAAAGAAAAGUCUUCUAUAUUUUCUCAGAUAUGUGGGGCUGUACCGACAUCAAUUUGGAAACAUUUGUCAAUUUUUCCAAGCUUCUCUGGGAAUGUUCGCUACUUUUUAAAAAAAGAUUUUAGAUUUAGGAAUUAAACUAAACAUUAUUUAUGACUAUCUCAAUCAGUUUUCAUCACCUUUAACAGUGAGAAAAGCCACAUUUUGUGUGUCAAGUCACUAAGAAUACUGAGCAGUUUUAAAACGUAAUAAAAAAAAUCUAAUUGAAGUAUCCCCGGUGAGCCUGCUCAGCCCUGCCAAAUUUCCCAAAGUAACUACACCUCUGACCCCUUCAUAGCCUCCUUGAGAGCACCCCACUCUUAGGUUUCAGGCCUUUAGCCAUCAUCUUUCUCAGAGCUGAACCCUGCAAUGCUCUCCCUCCUGACCAGGGACUCAGGCUGCAGACUCUUGCAAUUCACUGUGAUUAGCUCAGUAAGUCUGACUAAUUCAGCACCUGCAGUCUUGUUCCUUCAGGGGCAAUGUCAGGGUUAACCAGUGACCAACCAACUUUCAUAAAACAGUCUUGUUUAUUCAAAACAAAAGCACUAGGGAGAAACAAAAACAAUAAGCAACUUAUAUGCAGGUGUAGCUAAUGAGGCAGUCAUCAGGGUCUCCAUGUGGAAGAUGGAUAGGAUUGUAGUCCAGGCCUUUUCCACUGGGCCUGUCUCUCUUGGUCACAGUUUCAUGUCAAUUCUUGGCUUGAAUGCCAGUUACCUGUCUCCUUACGUCAGGCUGUUUACUUUAUACUUUCUCAAAAGUCCUUUAUGUUCUUAGGCUUCUUGAACCAGGCCAAGCCAGAGCAUGUGAUUUCCCCAGGGGAUGAAACUGCCACAGACUUGUUACUUGCAUUAGGGAUGUGCAUUAAUUACCCUCAGUGGUUUUAGUCCCUGUCAGAAGAAUCAUUUAGCUCGCCUGCUGAGCCAGAAAUUCAAUAAUUAGCCAGCCCAUAAAGAUACACUUAACAUUUAUAAAAUCAUUACAAGUCUUUGAUUAGUCCCAGUGUCCAUAGCAUGCCAAAUGCCCACGACAGGGACGCUUGUUAAAACCAUCGUGAAGAUGUUGCCCUUCGGAGAUUGAUGUUUCAGAGCCCUAGCAUAUCUCGUUUGUUUGUUUAAACUGUUCAUAGAUAUAAAAGGUAAUUUCACUCUCAGACUUCACUCUGUCAUGUUUGUUGUCCAGGAAUAAAUAAGAUUUGCUUGUCUCUUGCACCUGACCAAUAAGGGAAAUUCACUUAGUUGUCCUUAUUGGCUUGAAUCUUGAGAUAAUUAGGAAAUCUUGUUUAACUAAUUCAAUUCAUUCUCAGUUGCCUAGAGAAUAAAACUCCACACACUUCACCAUUUGAGAGCUGACUUGUGAUUUUUUUUUUUUAUUGCACUUGCUUAAAUGUGCACAGCAACUCAUUUGGUAUUUCGAUUCACGCUUUAGGGGAGAAAAAUGACUAUUUAAUGACACUGCAGUGAUACUAAUAUAGCUGGAAGAGCCCAUGAGGCUGCAUAUUGUUAAGACUACUGUCUUUAUAACGACAUAUCCAAAUGCUUCAAGGAUUUCUCUUUCAACCAGGGUUUGAAAUUGCUAAGAAAUAAACGCAAGCUUAGACUGUCAGCAGCUCCCUUCUGCAUCACAUAAAAUGAACCAGAAGACACUAAAAGCUUGAACCACUUCAAUUUAGUCGAUGUCAGACACAUAAUGCUGGGUCUGCACUCUCAUCCCAAGGUAGUUAAUUCAUAUCUUCUUGAAGGUACAGUCUUUAAUCUUCUUCCCUCUCACUCUACAGUAAUAUUUUAAAGGUAAAUUCUGAAGCCAAAAAAUACCCCAGUGGAAGGAUUUGUCCUUUACUGCUCCUGUCACAUACAGAAAGGCAACUUCAAAUUUGCUUUAAAAAGUUGACUUUCUGAAUUGUUUUCUAAAUCAGCAGCAGCAACAUCAGGCCCUUACAUAAACUGCAGGGGGAGGGAAUGCUCUUUCCUAGACUGAAAUAUUAAACUAGGAAUUGUCGUCAUCCUCUCCCCCUCAGGCAUGGAGAGAGCUGUAGUUCAGAUGACCGUCAUGGGUGUUAUUACUAUUCAGUUCCUCCAGCCAAAGGAGAGAACCUGAUACUACCCCCAAGCAAUGGAAAAAAACAUUUGGUCCCAUAGUAGAGUUCAAGAUUAGGAAAGCCCAUCUCAUCAUCAUAUUAUUAUUUACAGAGUUAAAUUUAGAAUAACUUUUUCAAAUAAAUACAGUAUUUUGUAUUUAAAUGUUUGAAAGUUGAUUGCUCUUACAGUUAAAAAAUCUGCUGUCAAUUUGUUUAAUAAUGAAUGGAAUUGUCUUUAUAUUUUUAUAUCUAAAUAAGAAUUAUUCCAUGAUAUUUAAGACCUUUGUUGUCAGCUUGUAAAAGACAGCCCUGUUUAAUGAAUUCCUUUUCUGUAUGAUUUUGCACAAAAUACUGGCUGUAGAUUAACAUUUUUGAAUCCUGA